AGUCGCUGUGGUACCUGGGCACGGACUGCCGUGGCAGCCUAGGCCUCCAAUGCCGGGACCCCAGCCAGGUCUUAGGUCGGGGGCUGAGGGAGCCAUGUGGCCAGAACAGAGGAGCCCAGGGGCUCUGGGCAAGCACGAGGGCAGGGCUGGCGGUGGGGGCACCCCUGGGCUGGAGGCCUCAGUGGGAAUGGGAAGCCACAUGUGCCCAGCUGGGGUACAGUCCCAGCUGAUGCCCCAGAGGGGCCACCCAUCUCAGCAGGGGCUUUGGGCCCUGCCUUCCCUCUCCAUGGCGCAUGGGCCAGAACCUGAGGCCGAAGGAUUGCUAGACCUCAGCUUCCUGACGGAGGAGGAGCAAGAGGCCAUUGCUGACGUCCUCCAACGAGAUGCCCUCCUGCGCCAGCUGGAGGAGGGGCGGGUCAGCAAGCUCCGGGCCUCGCUGGCAGACCCUGGGCAACUGAAGAUUCUGACAGGGGACUGGUUCCAGGAAGCACGCUCCCAACGGCACCACAAUGCCCACUUUGGUUCAGACCUCGUCCGCGCCUCUAUCCGUAGGAAGAAGAGCCCCCAGGGAGACCAGGCUCCAGGCAGUGACAGGGAAGCUGAGGCUGCUGGGAAGGAGACUGAAGAGGAGCCAGAGCCGAGGCUCCCCACAGAUGAGGGUCCCCAAGAGAGGCUCAGCGAGACUGAGGAACCUGAUUUCCCACCGCCAUAUGUCCCGGUAAAGGCUUCAGGUCAUGAAGAGCCCCAGGCCCAGGAAGCCCCUGGCCAAGGGGGCGUGCAGGUCUACGCCGAGGAGGCGGACCCGGAGCUGGAGCCCGCGUCGGGUGGAGGGCAGGAGCCGCGGUCUACCCCAGCCCAGACCAAGGCCGCAUCAGACAUCCUGGAGAACGGGGAGGCGGCCUCGGGGUCCGGCCCCUCACUCGACCGCAUGCUCAGCAGCAGCUCCUCCGUGACCAGCCUUAGCUCCUCCACGCUGAGCGGCAGCCUGAUGAGCCUGUCGGGGGAGGCGGAGGCGGUGCAGGUGCGCGGCUCGGUGCACUUCGCGCUGCACUACGAGCCGGGCGCCGCCGAGCUGCGCGUGCACGUGAUCCAGUGCCAAGGCCUGGCCGCCGCCCGGCGCCGCCGCUCCGACCCCUACGUCAAAGGCUACCUCCUCCCUGACAAGCAGAGCAAGCGCAAGACGGCCGUGAAGAAACGGAAUCUGAACCCGGUCUUCAACGAGACCCUCCGGUACUCCGUCGCGCAGGCCGAGCUCCGGGGCCGCGUGCUGAGCCUGUCCGCGUGGCACCGCGAAAGCCUGGGUCGCAACAUCUUUCUGGGCGAAGUCGAAGUGCCCCUGGACACGUGGGACUGGGACUCCGAGGACACCUGGCUCCCCCUGCAGCCCCGGGUCCCGCCCUCUCCCGACGACCUUCCCAGCCGCGGGCAGCUCUCUCUGUCGCUCAAGUACGUCCCCCCCGGCUCCGAGGGCGCGGGACUGCCCCAGAGCGGGGAGCUGCACUUCUGGGUGAAGGAAGCUCAGGACCUCGUACCGUUGCGCGCAGGAUCCCUGGAUACUUACGUGCAGUGUUUCGUGUUGCCUGAUGACAGCCGGGCCAGCCGCCAGCGUACGAGGGUGGUGCGACGCAGCCUCAGCCCAGUGUUCAACCACACCAUGGUUUAUGAUGGCUUUGGGCCUGCUGACCUGCGCCAGGCCUGUGCUGAGCUCUCGCUCUGGGACCAUGGGGCCCUGACCAGCCGCCAGCUCGGGGGCACACGCCUCAGCCUGGGCACCGGCAGCAGCUACGGGCUACCGGUGCCCUGGAUGGAUUCCACACCUGAGGAGAAGCGGCUGUGGCAGGCCCUCCUGGAGCAGCCAUGUGAGUGGGUGGAUGGGCUUCUACCCCUCAGGACCAACCUGGCCCCCAGGACAUAGCCCUUCCAAGCCUUUCUCUCUGCACCCCCACCUUGGAGCCUGCCCUUGGCUAAAGUCAAUAAAGUCUGUUCUAAGGGUAA
Molecule: messenger RNA, 1995 nt
Organism: Carlito syrichta (Philippine tarsier)
Lineage: Eukaryota; Metazoa; Chordata; Mammalia; Primates; Tarsiidae
Gene: SYTL1
Product: synaptotagmin like 1
Exons: 15
Coding region: 50-1915 (621 amino acids)
Biological process (GO): intracellular protein transport; exocytosis
Cellular component (GO): exocytic vesicle; plasma membrane
Molecular function (GO): small GTPase binding; neurexin family protein binding
Source: RefSeq, a predicted model, not a curated record